Molecule: messenger RNA, 3124 nt
Organism: Thalassophryne amazonica
Lineage: Eukaryota; Metazoa; Chordata; Actinopteri; Batrachoidiformes; Batrachoididae
Gene: apba2a
Product: amyloid beta (A4) precursor protein-binding, family A, member 2a
Exons: 12
Coding region: 151-2676 (841 amino acids)
Biological process (GO): chemical synaptic transmission
Cellular component (GO): cytoplasm; dendritic spine; plasma membrane
Molecular function (GO): protein binding; amyloid-beta binding
Source: RefSeq, a predicted model, not a curated record
CAGCAGUGAGCACAUGACGAGGGUGUAUUGUCUAAACAGGUUCCCGGGCUGCUGUGCAGCUUUUAUUCAAAAAUCACCAUUCUGGAGAGCUGAUCCGAUCGGGAUCACCACAGCAGCUUUAAUGCUGGAGUGAAGGUAACUGGACCAGUUAUGGCUCAUGGAAAGAGGCCGGGACCUAUUUCUAAAAUAUUGGUUCCAAGUUCUCAGUUGUGUGCCGAUCCAGUAGUCACUAAGGUGAACCAAGAGGAGCACAGAGGACUGGUGAGGGAGUCACGGUGCACCUUAAAAGAUGAUAAUGACGACAGGCUGACUCCUCCUGUUCCUGGUAACCAGCUUUUCAGGAGUUGUGAUCCAGGUCCCGAGGACAUGGAGGACACGUGCUCUGAGUACGACAAUGUGGGAUCUGACGUGGAGCAAAAUUGUGAUGAAGUGCUGCAUUUAAGCAGAGAGGGUGUAGUGAAUGUGAGGAACUUCAAUCAGUACUGUCCCGAGAACAGCAGCUACAUAAAGCCGGCAGAGGCUGAUAUUAUUAAUGAGCGCUGCAGUGCUGCUGAGCAGGUCACUCAAAGGCCACAUCACGCCACAGAAAUAUGCAAGGGAUCCCACAAAGAUACCAAGCCUCUGAAGACAAAUCGCCGAUUUAGUUCACACCAUCCUACUGAGGAAGAGGUACUAGGAGAGAUGGAGUCGGUCCAGGAGAACAGGUAUUUCCUCAGUGACACAGAUGACAUUGAAGAGGUUCUAGACGGAGCGAGAUUCAUAGAGGACUUAGAAGAGACAGGGCAAAGUCUUCCUAAACAGAGUAGCCUUUAUCAAGAUAAUGAAAGUGAAAGAUUCAGAAAGGCAGGCCAUGACGGGGAAAGAGAAGGGUUUGCUCGAAAUAUGAGAAACAGAAAUGUCCCAGGAACCAGUAAGAAGGUAGGGGGUGAGUCACCUCACAUGGCUUCCAAAGAAAAGGAGAGGCACGCUAAAGGACGAGGGAGGAGGGGAGCAGGCGAGAACACUGAGCAGAUCGUUUCUGGGAUCAAAGGAUACACCAUCAACAGCGUUGAGCAUCGUCCUAAGAUGUCAACGAAAGACUGCAAAAAGACUGCUGCACGGACCAAAGCAAGAUACACUUCCAGUAAGCAACAUCCUCCUCCACCGCCUCAUCACUCCCACGCUCAUUCGCAUGUAAGCACCCAGAGGGCCCAACUUCAAAGAGAAACUACGCCUCCUCCAACGCCUAGUCCCAUUGCUAACAGUCAGGAGAGCAAUCACCAUUUCAUCAAACCAACGCCGGACCCUCAUCACACACCAGAGCACCAGAGGGAGCCAACAGAGGAACCAACAGAGGACACACCAGAGGAGAUGCUGGAAAACCCCCAGCACGUGACCACGACAAAGCAGGUUGAGGAGCAAAGCACAGCCGUGAUGCCCGAGGACACACCAGCACAGCAGAGGACGCCUCAGUGUCCAGAAGCUGACCCAGCAGAGGACAACACGCCCAAGAAAACCCAGGAAACUGCUGCUUUCCCCAGCUUUGAGGAUGUUCCAGGUCCAUGUGAGCCAGAGGACCUUAUUGACGGGAUCAUCUUUGCCGCUAACUUCCUUGGUUGCACUCAGGUGAUGUCCGAUAAAAAUCCAACAAAGUCUGUCCGCAUGUCCCAGGCCCAGGAAGCUGUCAGCCGUAUCAAGAGCCAAGAUGAAGACUCUCAAAUGGUGACUGAAGUGGAUUUAUUUAUCUCUACUAAAGCUGUCAAAGUGCUGAACGCUGACACACAGGAGACAAUGAUGGACAGUGCCUUGCGUACCAUUUCCUACAUCGCAGACAUUGGCAGUAUUGUGGUUCUGAUGGCACGGAGACGCGUGUCUCAGGCAACAUCAGAGGAUUUCUCUGACUCUCCUGUUUCUACCAGCGAAGGGAAAAGUCAGUACAGGAUGAUCUGUUACGUCUUUGAAUCAGAGGAUGCACAACUCAUUGCACAGUCCAUUGGUCAGGCUUUUAGUGUGGCCUACCGGGAGUUCCUCCGAGCCAAUGGAAUCAACCCGACAGACCUGAGCCACAGACAAUACAGUGACAUCAUCAAUUCCCAAGAAAUGUACCAUGACGACCUUAUCCAUUUCUCAAACUCAGACAACUGUAAAGAGCUGUAUGUGGAGAAGCAGAAGGGGGAGAACCUUGGUGUGGUGAUAGUGGAGUCCGGCUGGGGAUCUAUUCUGCCCACUGUCAUUCUGGCCAACAUGCUGAACAGCGGCCCUGCAGCCCGCUCUGGGAAACUGAGUGUUGGAGACCAGAUCAUGUCCAUCAAUGACACCAGCCUGGUUGGGCUACCACUGACCACGUGUCAAGGCAUCAUCAAGGGUUUGAAGAAUCAGGUGAAAGUAAAGCUGAGCAUUGUGAGCUGUCCUCCUGUCACCACUGUCCUCAUCAAGAGACCUGAUCUCAAAUUCCAGCUUGGCUUCAGCGUUCAGAAUGGCAUUAUCUGCAGUCUGAUGAGGGGUGGCAUCGCUGAACGAGGUGGCGUUCGAGUCGGACACAGAAUCAUUGAGAUAAAUGGUCAGAGUGUGGUUGCCAUGGCACAUGAGAAGAUUGUACAGACUCUGUCCAUCUCAGUGGGCGAGAUCAACAUGAAGACAAUGCCCGCUGUGAUGUUCAGACUGCUGACAGGACAGGAGACUCCUGUCUACAUAUAGACACCAAGUGUGGAGCUGCAUGUCUGGCUGUGCAGAAACGAUGAACAGAUGAUUGCUGGAUGGAAUGAAAAGUUAUUUUUCUAUCAUUUUAUUUCUGGCCUCUUGUUGCUAUGCUGUCUUAAACAAAACAGUAUUCAUUCAUAAUGACCUUACAAUGUGAAUACUCUGUGUGUAGUUGUGUAUGUGAGUGUCUGGUGUUGAAGAGAAGUAGCUUUUAAGGUCAUGAUUAUUUUCUUAAGAGAUAAAUUGGUACAUUUAUUUUUUAUUUAGCCAUUUUUAUAACGUGUACGAGUUUAAAAUGUACUUCUACUGUAAACACUUUGGAUUACUCAAGGACUUGAUUGGAAAGGCCAUAUUACUCCUACAGUAUAUGCAUGUUAUUACAAAGAAUUGCUGAAAAGCAGUGAUGGACACAGUUCAGCUAAUCAGCUAACAGCUAAUUAGCAAA